AUGGGGAAUAAAAUGGUAGAAAACUCUGCAUUUUAUCAUAGGACUGCUUAUAAUGCCUGCGUUUCUUUUCUUCUAACGGUGUUAUUUCUCUCUCUCUCUCUCUCUCUCGCUCUCUCUCUUUCUCUCUCACUAGUUUUUUCUUUAUUUUUUCUGUCUCUUUUCUUUCUUUUAUCUCAUUCUCUCUCUCUCUCUCUCUCUCUCUCAUACAUUUUGUCAUUAUCACUUGCAUUUUCCCUCCUCUUUUCUCUCUAUUAUCGUUAUCAGUAUUUGUUCAAUGUCUCAUUUUUUUUUCUUUUCGUUCUUUCUUUUCUUCUCUUUUUUUAUCUCGUUCGCUUUCUUUUUCUUUUCUUUGUUUUAGGUCUUUCUUUCAUUAUUUUUUUCUCUUUGCCAAUCUUCUACCUUUCUCUCUUAUUCCCCCUUCUCUCAGUUUCCUAUCUCUCUCUCACAUACACACUCUUCACAUUUUGUUCUCUUACUUUCUCUAUCUUCUUUCUUUCUCUUUCCCCCCCUCUCUCUCUCACUCUCUCUCUCUCUCUCUCUCUCUCUCUGACCGUCUUCUCUUGUUUCCUUUUCUUUCUGCUUAAAAACGUGAUUAUCGCUCAAUUCUCAGACACUCUCUCUACAUUCUGUUUACUUCUUCUUGCUCUCUUCUUUCUCCCUCUGUUUCCUGUCCUCUUUCACUUUAUAUCUCAUUUCGCUUUUAUCUUUAGUCGUCGUACUGCCAUAUUCUAA
Acanthosepion pharaonis is the source of this 732-nucleotide messenger RNA. The record is from the annotation of a GenBank genome assembly. Lineage: Eukaryota; Metazoa; Mollusca; Cephalopoda; Sepiida; Sepiidae.